CGUUCCAACCAUGAUAAACCCCGACCCACCUCCUCCAUACACCGUAUGACCCAAUAUGCAUGUUGUUCAGGGGUGUAAUAAAGGGAUUUGCUCCACCAUCUGCUUCUACUCGUCUCUCAAUGUCAGAACCUUGUGUAUAUUCCGUCAAAAAUUAGGAAGGAACUUCUGGGGUUUUGAGGGUCUUCGGCUCAAAUAAUCCUAGCGCGACUGUUCAAUCCGUAAUCGAUGAGAAGCUCCUCGGUUAGGAGGUUUUAGACUACACUAAACGUACAUUUCGACUUCGAAUGCUUAAUGCAAACACGACGUUCUUUCUAUAGACAUUCAACAACAGAUGAAGCAUUACUGUUAUCAACAACUUAGUUAAUGUUAAUGCUACUGCUAUAAACCUAAAACACAACUUAUUUUUACACCAAAAUAGAACUAGAACUACACAACAAAAUUUUUACUAGUCCGCAAUAAUACAAGUACAACUUAAGUACGUUAGACUAUCUCAUAACUAAGCACACCCACUACUACUUUCUGCUUUCUUCAUUAUUCCGAAAGCUCUUCCGACGAAGACGAGGACGACGCAUCGUGUGAGUCUCCUGCGCAGACUUCGACGAUGAAGGGUGGUGCACCUGGAGUGUACAAGCGAGAGCGCGAACGCGAUCGACAGCGUGUUCGUGAUGAUCGAGUUACCGAUCGUGUUGUUGACGGUGAGCGUGGUGGUGGUGCAGCCUCGCGACGUGAUCGUGACGAGUGGUCUUCUCGUCAGGUGGGUCGUGGAGGUGGUCCACGUCGUGGCGCUGACGAACGUGGAGCUUCAAGAGGAGGACGGCAAGAUGAAGAGAAGACGAAAAAUCGCAAUGAAGAUGUCGAUCAAGUGGAAGAAGAAGAUGCCCAGACGAAACAACAACGUCAAGCAGCCUUACUGAUGCAACAGGCAGCUGCGCUCUUGGGAGCCGACGGUCCUCUUGGAAGCGAAAUGAUGAGUGAGAUGAUGGCGAAGUUGAACAAGAAGACAUCUACUUCUAAGCAAACUACAUCCGAUCGCGAUGAUGAUGUUCGCAGUAUGAAAAGCAACAGACAAGAACAAGUACAACAAGUUGUAAAAAAGCCAGCCGUUCUAAAAAAAGUGGAUACCGGAAAUAUAAGUACAACUGGUCGUUGUGCUGGAGCAGCUGCAGGUGAGACAGCACAUCAGCAGAGCGGAUUAUCUUCUUCUAACAAUGACAGCAGCAAUAACUACGACAGCCAUAACGAUCAUAGCGAGGCUCCUCGGUCUCAAAAGGUCGCCCAAAAUGCUCGUUACAAUUAAGGACUGUAGUACGUUGACCGAUCUGUGCGCAUAUCAAUAUCUAUGGCUUCUUCAAGUAAGAAAAAGAAAGUCAUAAAAAAUAUGCGAGCUAGAUCGCUCAACUUCUAUUCGUUCCAAACGCUAAUACAACUGCCGACGGCGCAGUCGCUCUGGCAGACGUGAACGUGAUCCUCAAGCUUCUAAAGCGCCGGUUCGUGCUUUGCGUGCGCAUGAGUCUGAAUCCUGUUCCGAAAUCGCGCGACGACCAACACGUGACCUUGUGCAACAGCUGUUUGGCAAGAACCACCAUGAUCAUCAUGAACAACGGCGUAGUACCGCAGUGACAACUACAGCUAGUUGUACCCAGAAACGAGGAGGUGCCCAAGAACUAAAAGCUCGAGAUGACGGCCGUCGCCCGAGAGCUCUUACUGAGGAGAGUGCGAGUGGUGUGGAACGUGAGCGGGCACCUCGCAAUGAUUCACGACAACAGAACAACUAUCGUGAUCGAGAACGGGAUCCGCGCGCUAACUCUACUAGAGAUGCCGAUGCGAGUGGUCGCAAUGCAACUAGAGAAGGUCCGACAAGUAACAGCACAACAACUCGAGGAAGAAAUGAUCGCGCUACUUCUCGAAGCAGAGAAGCAGCUGCAUACAAGAGACGGGGAGAUCGUGAGGAUGUCAGAAGUUCUAAUGAUGGUACGCGAAGCCGUAGACCAGAGGUGAGCGAGCCGCCGUCUCUUUUGGAGCUGUACAGUAACCUUCUUCGAGGUGGUGCUUCUACUUCUUCUAAACGAGGCUUGUCUGGAAAGGACAGAUCAUCUUCGUCUUCGGGUAUGAAGGAUCAUGAGCGCGAUCUUGUUGCUCACCCUGGCGCAGCCGCUGGUGUUUUGGGUUUGGCGUCGUUGUUGCACUACAACGAGGCCGCCGCCGCAGCGGGAGCUGGUUUGUUGGAUCCGACAAUCUUGUACAAGUCUCUUGGAGCUGCUGCAGGACUCCCGCCUUUGAUGAAUCCAGAGCUUUUACAAGGACUCACCGGAGCAGGAGGACGCGGAGCAGUUGCUCCUAGGGCUUCUCUUGGCAGAGGCCGUGCUCGUCCUGGAGGUACGUCUGCUUCUUCUAGACGUGUGGAACAUGAAGAUGUUGACGAUCAAAUGCCAGGCAGACGCAGUGGUCGCCCUGGUUUUUCAUCUCGUAGUAGAAGACAGGGUGGUAAAGGAGCAGGACGUCUUGAUCAUCGUGAAGAGUCGUCGAGAGAAGUAGGAGCAGCACGUCGUGAUGAUGAUGAUUCCUCCAGACAACGUCUAACAACUACAACACGAGGAAAAGAUCAUGAGCGUGAGGAUCGUCGUCAGCAACAGCAGCUUCGGGAUCAUGAACGUGGAACACGCGGGCAGCGAGGUGUUGGCCGUGAGGAAGAACGCCAACGAGGUGUUGACCGGGAGGAUCGCCGCAGGCAAAACGAAAACUCAGCAAGGGAUGGACAAAACAAGAGAGAGCGCAGUCGCAGCCGGUCUCGUAUUGCUGCAGAGCAGGAGAAAAAGGGAGCAGCUGCUAAUGAUCGCACUAACAGAUCUAGUAUGUUGGAUCGUCGUGUUCCUUCUACUAACGAUGCUGAAAGAGGAACAAGAGGAAGUAGAGCUGCACUCGAUGCAAAUAAAGCGGAUGAAACCACAUCUUCAACAAGAGGAGGCAGAGCUGCCGAAGAGCCCACAUCAAGAAAGGUAGAAGUAAGAGGGGCCAGAGGAGUUGCGGAAGAGAAGAACGUAGAAGGUUCAGGAGAACCAAGAGGACGAGCUGAAGAAGAGCACAAUAAGAUAGAGAAACUAGCAGCCAACAGGAUGGUCGUGAGUAGCAAGUCCUCUGCUGAACAGGAGUCUCGAUCAGAGUCGGAGAGCAGAAGCAGUUCCUCCUCUAGAAGCGUGGAGCAGGAAAAGCCGGAACCUUCCAGUUCCAGAUCGCCUGAUCAGGAGACUAUGAACAAGAGACCCGCUGCUCCGGCUUCGCUUCCUUCAGUUGUACAAGAACAGCAGAGCAGCAGAAGAAGUGCCGCAGAAGAAGUGCCUCGAAGCAAUGCCAACGAGAACAAGAGACGUCGAAGAUCGUCGCCCGCUUCUUCAGCGUCAAAGAGAUCAUCCAAGAGUAGUCGCAGUUCAUCAAGAUCUUCAAAGAGCAAGAGUUCUUCCCGACUUUCCUCUUCCAGUUCUAGAAGUGAAAGCAAAGGGACACGAAGAAGUGUGAGAGGAGGUAGAAGAAGUGUGAGAGGAGCCGAAGAUCAUCAAGGGACAGAAAACAAUAAGACUACGAUGGAAGACCGCAGGAAAGCCGCACUGGUUCAUCCCGCAGAGACUGAAGAUGACAAGAGCAUGGAAGCGCGCAGGAAAGCCGCGCUUGCUGCGGCGGUGCGCAGUGGUCGGUUGAUAGCUCCUGCAAAAAUCUCAGCAGCUUCUAGUACCGAUAAGCGGACUGGAGCUCCUGCCGAUCGCACUACUGGAGCUCCUGCCGAUCGCAGUACAACCAGAGGAACUCCUAAUCUUAUCGGUCGUGACAAAGUCGUGGACUCCAAAUCUAAUACGAAGGCUCCUGUAGUCACGAAGGGUAAAGGGAAAAGGCUUGAUGAAAUGCAGCCGCGAAGCCCUGUUGAGGAAGACACCAGAAGAAAGACGACUCAACCGCCUAGUACUUUUCAGCGACGUCCCGGAAGCUGCAAUAGAAAUUCGAGAAGUCCUCGUAGAGGAAGAAGAAGCGUCGGCGUCGCUCGUGAGGGCCGCAGUGUUGCUAGAGGACGGGCCAUUGACUUGAGGUCUCGACAACGCCGCGACGAUUCGAGCUCCUCUCUUUCUUUACGAUGCUCGGACGAGUACUCUCUUUCUACUACUACUUGCUAUAUUUAUUUGAUGUUCUAAUUCUUGACCAUCUAAGGAUCAAAAGCUUAUUUGAUGUUCUAAUUAUAUUAUAAUUCGAAAGGAAAAUCAAUGACAAUAAGGAGGGGGAAGUGGAUAAGAAAUCUCACGAUGAUGAUUACUUCAAUACUUGUAGUUCGGCUUUUGGUCAUGUUCUUGUGCCAAUCAUGAGAAUUACGUCUUUGUAAAACUUCUAACUCUCUCUUCGAUUUCGCGCUCGAGAGGGCCACAGCGAGGGAGGAGUGGACGUCGCGGACGUAGCGGAUCGGACAGGUCUAGAUCCAGAGCACGUGGUGUAAGGAGGGAUUUUGGUCCAAGCUCUCGUAUGGAACAAAACCGUUCUACUUCUGUGGCCCGGGGGGGCAGGAUGGAUCGACCUCGUGGAGAGAUCGAGCGACCCUCUCAUUAAGGCUCAAAGGGAUUCAUUUUCGAGGGUUACUUAUCUUUCUUUGUGUCCUUCUACUUCUUGCGAUCCAACUUCUUGAGAAAUGAGCUAAAGAAAUGAAAGAAUGCUUUGAGCUCUAAUCUCAGGCUCGUGCCAGGCCAAAUGGUCCACUCCGUUUUGGCGCUAGGGCUGGCAAAGGAGAUCCUCGAAAAGAAGACGUUGAUGAUGAACAAAGCAGGGAUGGUCCCAGAGAUGGUCCUGAACGAAGCAGAGAUGCUCCUCGUCGAAAUGAGGGAAGGAACGAUGGCACCAAAGGACGAGAUGGAAGUAGAGAGACAGCCAACCGUGGUCACGGUCGUGGUGCUUCUGUCGCAAGAAACUACGGAACAUCUUCCUCUUCAAAGAGUAACGUAAAUGCUUCCUCGAGUAGCACCAGUACAACUGCCGGCGGUAACUCAUCAUCUUCAUCUGCAUCGAAAACGCCAGCAGGAGAGGAGAAGGAGAAGCGUCGAAGCUUGGCUGGUAUUCCGGAAGAACCUGAAGAUAAAUAUGAGAACAAUAAGGACAAGAUGAGAGCAUCUACAGCGUCGUCUAAGUCUAAGAAAGGAAACGCAGAAGCUGGAGGAGACUCUGAUAACAAAAACAAGAACAAUAAAACUACUCCAGCAGCAACACCAGAAGCGAAGGCGAAUGCCCUUCCUUCCGACUCGCCGCUCAAUUCUCCAGCGGUGCGGCAUAAUUGUUCUAGUCUUGCGUCUUCCCUGUCCUCCUCUCCAUCGCUGUCGCAAGACGAAAUCCGCAAGCUGCGACAGAAAAACGCUGCAGAGCGACUUUAUGAGGUUCCGCAUUCCAGCACUUACACGAGCUUCCUCAGUCAGAGAAACCCGCAGCAAAUUCGCUUCAAUAUUCUUAUGGCUGUUGUCAGCAUUUCGGUUGUUUGUCGUGAACGUGAAGAUGUUGAUGAUCGAUGUAGCUCUAGUAGAUCAUCCAAUCUUACUCUUUUUACACGUUGAUGAUCGAUGUAGCUCUAGAUCAUCGUCCAAUCUUACAACUCUUUUUAGUCUGCGACUCCUAGAUUUGAUCCGAUCCUUCUCACUACAGUUGCGUCUCUGGUACCGUCAUUUAGUUGAAGAUUUUUGCUUAAAACUUUCUUUUUCUUCACUCAUCUCUUUCUUGACCCUUUCCAUACCCAUUGCUCUCCUCUAACGUUGAAAUGAAGCAAUUGCAAAUGCAAGCGAAUGGGCAACAGUCAGGUACUGCAAACCCGAAGCCUGCGUCCCUGAUUGGUGGCGCGGUUGGCGCCUCCCUUGGCAACUCCUGUGUCGCCAAAAGUCCGCCUGCUCCUCAACUAGCCCAAGAAACGGUCUCACUGGAGACUGGACCACCUCCCGCACAAUCCAAAGCGUCUGGGAUGCCCAUGAAGAACAGAAAUGCUAGAGCAGAUUCUGGCGCAAGUCCGCUUGUCUCAGAUGUAUUGCAAAAAAUAACUUCAACUUCUUCUACUACAGCAGGAGCAUCGAUAUCUGAAACCAACUCCAGAGCUCCAGUAGCUCCACCUUCUUUAAGGGUUUCCAGAUUGCAUCCUUCUCACCAACAUCCCACCUGACUCUACUUUUUCCAGUACGAAAUAAGUCAGGGUGGAGGAUGUGCUGAAGAAUGCAAAAAUGUCGGAACCUCUAACUUCUCCACCGGUUGAGCUAACAUCGUCUAAGACCAUGCAAGGCACUGUAAGCGACAACAGUGCUGGUGAUCUAGCUCCUGUCGCCCACAACAAGGCUGAUCAAGAGAAUGUGAAGUUUGUUCCUGAACCGGACGCCGCGAACAAACACUAUGCCGCGAUGGCAGACUACUACAAAAAGAACUUCCCGGAAAAACUUGCCGAACCUGGAAAAGGUGAAGUCGUAGUUCAGGAUGAUGGUACUACGAGUGAUAGCGUUUCUUGUUGUGAUUCACUAUUUUUUAUGUUGAAGUACAAGUCGUGUACUGCUGGUGCGCGAGGAAGUGUAGAACUUCUAUGACAAUAUGGAAUUCUCAACAUCUUCUCCGGCGUGUUAUUUUGUUAAUUCCAAUAUAGAUCUACACAAAAUAAAUGAACAUCAAUGUCAAUCUUCAUCCACCAUUAUAUCUGUUCACCAGGUGGCAGUGGCUCCCCAUCUUCUGGAGUACUACCCGCUCCGCCGAGUGCGGGAGGCGUUUAUAACCACUUCGUAAAGGCCGGAGAGAACCCUGCACAGCACACGAAGCAUCUGUUUUCACAAGCGGCAACGGUAAGAGCGUCUGGUGUAGUUCGUGUCACGUCUUCUGUAGAUGAUACCACGACAACAACGGUUGAUGCAUGUGCAGAUCAUUCUGGUGCUGAGCUCGUCAAAGGUCAUGAAGAAGAAAACGUUGCGCUUGAGGCUGAGCAAGAGUCGCAUGCUGAAGUCGGGGAACAAGAGUCGCAUGCUGAGCAUGCUGAGGAGGCAGCCCAGCAGGAAGAGGACGCUGUGGAAGAUGACGCGGAAGAUGUAGUCGUGGACGAUGUCCAAGACGCAGUGGAUGUCCAUGAGGAAGAAACUGGCGAAGCAGGGCAGCAGAAUUGCGAACACCAGGAAAGAGUGAACCAGUCCUCUACUGACGAAACGAAGAGCGAGGACGAACAUGAGAAAGCUGCAGAGGAUCAUGUUGCCCAUGAACAAGAAGAGGAACAAGGUGAUAGUGCUACUGCAGAAGAGCAGGAGGAAGUGGAAGAGGAUGGGGAGGAACACCAAGCAGAAGAAGAGCAUGUUGCUGAGGCUGCGCACCAUGAAGAUGAACAAGUCGAACAAGCUGAAGAAGGCGAUGAAGAUGCGCAUGUUGUUGAAGAAGCAGAUGCAGAUCAAGAAGAGCAAGAAGAUGCAGAAGAACACGGGGAUGAACAAGCUGCUGACGCUGCUGAGGUCGAGGGUGGUGAACAAGUUGCUGAGGAACAUGAGGCUGUUCUUGAAGACGCAGGUGAGCAACGUGAAGAUUCUGAACACGCAGAGACUGGACAAGUUGUUGAGCAAGAAGAGCACGAAGAAGAUGGAGAAGAGCAGCACAACGAGGACGCCCAGGCUGAGGGUGGCGAAGUGGAGGUAGAGCAAGCGGAUGCUGAAGAGGCCCAGCAGGAUGACGAAAACGUCGAUGCCGAAGUUCAGGAAGAUGCAAAUGAAAACGAGGAACAGGCAGAAGUUGAAGCGGUUCAUGUUGAUGACCACGACAAAGAAGAGGAAAAAGAGGAAGUUUCCGAAGAACCUGGAAGCUCGACUUCUUCCGGCAAGGCUACAGACGCCACUGAAGGUCAGAAUAAGCGUGAAUCUGCUUGUACACCUAGAGAACAUGAUCGUGCUGCGUCUGAGGAACAUGAACAGGAAGAAGCUGGUGAUCAUAACGUCGAAGAGCAUGCUGAGGCUGCGGAGGGUGCUGAAGAAGAGGUUGAGCACC
Messenger RNA from Amoebophrya sp. A25, 8004 nucleotides. NCBI's taxonomy places the organism in Eukaryota, Dinophyceae, Syndiniales, Amoebophryaceae. The record is from the annotation of a GenBank genome assembly.